Myiozetetes cayanensis is the source of this 1049-nucleotide messenger RNA. RefSeq names its product neurotrophin 3 (gene NTF3). Gene Ontology annotation, biological process: nerve development; cell surface receptor protein tyrosine kinase signaling pathway; positive regulation of peptidyl-serine phosphorylation. The coding region runs from base 130 to 939 and encodes 269 amino acids. The record is from RefSeq and is a predicted model, not a curated record. Gene Ontology annotation, molecular function: growth factor activity; nerve growth factor receptor binding. The transcript is spliced from 2 exons. NCBI's taxonomy places the organism in Eukaryota, Metazoa, Chordata, Aves, Passeriformes, Tyrannidae.
UUUAAGGCUCCUCUCCCAUAGAGCAACUCCGCACAAGCCAAGCAGACCAACUUUGGGACUUUGAAUGAACGUAUUUACAUCCACCUUUCUCUUCAUGUCGACUUUUCUGGAAACAUUCACACGGAUGCCAUGGUUACUCCUACCACGAUCUUACAGGUGAACAAGGUGAUGUCCAUCUUGUUUUAUGUGAUAUUUCUCGCUUACCUUCGUGGCAUCCAGUCUACCAACAUGGAUCAAAGGAGUUUGCCGGAAGAUUCGAUAAAUUCCCUUAUUAUCAAACUCAUCCAGGCAGACAUUUUAAAAAACAAGCUUUCCAAGCAGAUGGUAGAUAUUAAGGAAAACUAUCAAAACACGGCGCAGAAAGCAGGCGCUCAGCGAGACGCGGAUGGGGGGGAAAACGUGAAAUCAGACUUCCAGCCGGUUAUCUCAGUGGAUACAGAUCUCUUGAGGCAGCAGAGACGCUACAACUCUCCCCGGGUCCUCCUGAGCGACAACACGCCGCUGGAGCCGCCGCCGCUGUACCUCAUGGAGGAUUACGUCGGGAACUCCGCGGCCAACAGGACCUCCCGCAGGAAGAGGUACGCGGAGCACAAGGGCCACCGAGGGGAAUACUCCGUUUGCGACAGCGAGAGCUUGUGGGUGACGGACAAAUCCUCUGCCAUCGACAUCAGGGGACACCAGGUAACUGUUCUGGGAGAAAUCAAAACGGGCAACUCGCCGGUUAAGCAGUACUUUUACGAGACGAGGUGUAAAGAAGCCAAGCCCGUGAAAAACGGCUGCCGCGGCAUCGACGACAAGCACUGGAACUCCCAAUGCAAGACAUCCCAAACUUAUGUCAGAGCACUGACCUCAGAAAACAACAAACUGGUAGGCUGGAGAUGGAUAAGGAUAGACACCUCCUGCGUGUGCGCGUUGUCGAGGAAAAUAGGAAGAACAUAAAUCUGCAUCUCUUUGCUAUAUAAAUUAUUACUUUAAAUUAUAUGAUAUGCAUGUAGCAUAUAAAUGUUUAUAUUGUUUUAUAUAUAUUAUAAGUUGACCUUAUUUAUUAA